CGUACUAUACACCUUUGUUGUGAUGCGAUAAACCGUGAUUUAGCAGUGUAACGUGUAAACCAGCGGUCAGGCAUCGAGAAGUCUCAGAGUCGUUUAAAAUCAAAGGAGCAUGAAAGUGAUGAAUCUUACAUAUUUGUUGAUUACAAGAAAUAAUUAUAUUGAAGUAAUCUGUACAUUACAGCUUGUACAUAAUAGUUAGAAAAUUAAUCAAGUUUGUGUACUGAGAAAUAUAAAAUAUGUCAUCGAUGUCGAAAUCAAAAGGCUGCCUGUUUUUGGCUUCGUCGCUCUGCGAUGGUGUGGAAGACAAUAAUAUAAUGCAAGUAACAACUUUACUCCUAAAUACAGAUGCAAACCCUAAUACAUUAAUUCCUUCGUAUGGUGUAACACCAUUUCACUUGGUAAUAGGUAAUGAUUCCGAAGCCUUUGCAGAGGAGGUAACAAAAUUGUUCUUACGUCAUGGAGGAAACCCAAAUGUUAAAUCCAUGGAUGGACUGACUCCAGUUCAUGUGGCAGCAGCAUGGGGCAGAGUCACGGUACUAGAAAUGCUUCUGGCAAAUGGUGGCGAUGCUCUUUGUCUGGACUUUGAAGGACGCAGUCCAUUUCAUUACGCAUUCGAUGGGAAAUAUUAUGAAGCCAUUACAGUGCUUGGAAAAUAUUGCGAAAAAAUUACUAAAGAAUUUAAGCCAACAAAACAUAAAAUAACAUUUAAUAAACUUCUUGUUAACAAUGGGGAUGUGGUAGCAGAGUAUACUGCACUGGUAAACGCUGACAUGUUGGAAGAAUUUCAAACAAAUGAAAAAGAUAGAUUCUCCGACGUCAAGAAUAAAUACUUUUACUUCAAUGAUAACCAGUCAGACAUCAAAGACGCAGAACAUAGACUUCGCGAGGAAAUGGUCAAAGAGAAAUGCUUACUUAAUCAAAUAAUUAAUCAAUUAUCGAGUUCGCUAAAUUCAAACUCUAAAGAAGUAGAGGUCAAUAAUGAGCACAAACAUGAUAAGGACAAUCAGUGCGAUACAAGUCCAUUGUCCACACUGAAUGUAGACAAGCUAAGAAAAACUAGGACAAAAAAACGAUGUGUUACUCCACGAUAUAAGCGUAGAAUUUUUGCACAAAAUAAUAGUAAUAAUAAAAUCCCAUUGACUCCUCUGCAGGAUCCAAGCGAUUCCAUCAUAAGCAAAUCGCCUAAUUUUGUAAUAGGAAACACGAUUGAAAGCGAACAAAGAUUCUUAACGCCUAAAUUACUGAAUAGAGAAUCGAAAUUUAGAACGUAUACACCUUGCGUGACGAGAACUGGAUUGGUUAGAUCAGACGAGUUUAAUUUUGGAAAAGAAAUGGCGAGAUCUACUCCAAGAAGAAAACGAUUUUAUAGGCAAUAUUCAUCAAACAGGAAAUUUAGGAAAAAUGAUGUACUGAAUUCGUCAGGGAGUACGAGUCCCGACUCCUCAACGAAUUCCUUGUCGCCGGUUGAAAAUCGUCAUCCCAGAUUACCUUAUAAGUUGACUAAAAACAUUAGCAAAAAUCUAGCAGUAAGAUUAUAUGACGAUGAUGUGCCAAAAAGUCCAAAUUUUAAUGAGAAAUAUAAACUGAGAGGUUUAGCCAGCGAAUUAAGUGAUUUAGAAAAUUUACAUAUUGAAGAAGAAGCAGAUUGUAUUGGGAGGAAAACAGAUAGUAUGAAUGUAAACGAAAGCUUCCGUGGAAAAUAUUUAAAGGAAAUGAAAAAUAAUGACACUUUAAACAGCUAUAGGGAAAAUUAUAAUGUAUUUUCAUCUAGUUUCCAGACAGAGUCGUUUAUCAGUGUGCAAGAAGAAUAUAAAUAUGAAGAUCCGGAUGAAGGUAUAGCUUUUCUGGAACGCAGAAUUUACACGAUACCGCCAUGUAAACCUAGAGAAAAUUUCACUACAUCUAACACAUGGCCUGAAUCAUUAAACUUAUCAACAGAUGUAUUCAUAUCGAGCGAGGAGCUACGAAAAAAGUUAGUUAAUCUAGGUGAUAAUCCAGGACCAAUAACUAGCACAACAAAACAAUUAUACUUAAAAAGACUGAUUAAUUUAGAAAAGAAAAUAGAACUGGAAUCAUUAUGCUAUAACACUGUUCCUCCCAAGAUCUGUUCCAACAUGGAUGACUGUAUUUUUGAAAUCAAAUCUUCUUUGACAUAUGGAGACUGGAUUAAUAAUCUGGGACGGUAUAAGAUUAUCGAGAAGACUAUUUUUAAAGAGUUUUGUUACGUGGAUCCUUCUAGGAAGUGGAGGGAAGGAAUAAACAAGACUUGCUUCAAUUAUUUGCUUUUGGAUCCGCGAAUAACAAAGGAUUUGCCUUGUCGUGUAGAAACUAUGACAAAGUCUGCAAUUUGGACCACAUUUCUGUCUGCCGUAUUCUAUGUAGGUAAAGGUACACGUAACAGACCAUAUUCUCAUCUUAAGGACGCUUUUGAAGCAUGGGUAUCAACAGAGAACACUGAGAAUGCAAAGAUCCAGCAAAUCUUAAACAUUUGGAAUGAUGGUUAUGGAGUUGUUUGUCUCCACGUAUUUCAAAAUGUUAUUCCUGUGGAAGCUUACACUCGUGAAGCUGCUAUGAUCGAUGCUUUGGGAAUAAAGAAAUUGAGGAACUGUAAAAACGGAGACUAUUAUGGAAUAGCAGCGACUUGGAACAUAAAAGAAAAAUGUAACUUUGGAAGAUAUUUACUCUAUCAAGCAAUGCAGAUAUUUUUAUAUGAAGGAGAGAGACAAAUACUUCCUCAUAAUUUGUGAGGAUUCGUAUUUAUGUGCAUAUGAAGUUUUAGCUGUGCUAAUAACGAUAUUUAAGUGCAAUAUUACAGAAAGGAAUAAAUAAAGUUCGAGCUAUCUUUUCAAAAUAGUGUUUACUUAAUAAUUUUAUGACUAUGAAGUUUUAAUAAAAUGUAUUACUUUGAUACUUUCAUAAGUA
Messenger RNA from Megalopta genalis, 2922 nucleotides. RefSeq lists its product as uncharacterized. Gene Ontology annotation, biological process: resolution of meiotic recombination intermediates; double-strand break repair via homologous recombination. Gene Ontology annotation, molecular function: DNA endonuclease activity; protein binding. The record is from RefSeq and is a predicted model, not a curated record. Lineage: Eukaryota; Metazoa; Arthropoda; Insecta; Hymenoptera; Halictidae. Gene Ontology annotation, cellular component: nucleoplasm; cytoplasm.